Molecule: messenger RNA, 1966 nt
Organism: Medicago truncatula (barrel medic)
Lineage: Eukaryota; Viridiplantae; Streptophyta; Magnoliopsida; Fabales; Fabaceae
Product: glycosyltransferase BC10
Exons: 11
Coding region: 351-1541 (396 amino acids)
Cellular component (GO): membrane
Molecular function (GO): glycosyltransferase activity
Source: RefSeq, a predicted model, not a curated record
GUUUUGUGGCAUUCAUAAUCCCAAACACCAACAAACAAAGUUUUGAUCUUUUUCUUCCCAAACCAGAAAUUUAAUUCAAUUCAGUUUUAAUAGUUAUCAUUAUUCCCCAUCUCACUAAGAAAGUUUUGAUCUUUCGUUUCUUCCAAUCAUUAUUAUCAAGAUUUGAUUUGAUUUACGUUAGUUAAUCAAUCAAUCAAUCUUCCUCAACCUCUUUCGACGCAUUCCAGAUUUUUCUGCAUCAAUCUAUUUAGGAUUCAUUGUAAGGAGUAGGUUAUCUGCCCUUGAUUUGUGUGUGGACCGAAAAAAAUUGUUUCUGGAGGUGAAAACCGUGUGAUGCAUUUUUUAAUUAGAUGAAGUCGGACAAAGAUUGGCGUUUAGGAAGCAUGGGUGAUAUGCAGAUAUUGCCCGGGUCUCGGCACCGUCCUCCCAUGAAGAAGCCAAUGUGGAUUAUUGUCUUAGUGUUAUUUGUAUGCGUAUUUCUAAUAAUUGCUUACAUGUACCCUCCACAAAGUAGUUCUUCAGCCUGUUACAUCUUCUCUUCUAGAGGGUGCAAGCGAUUUUCUGAUUGGCUUCCACCUGCUCCUGCAAGAGAAUACACCGAUGAAGAGAUUGCAUCGCGUGUUGUGAUUAAGGAUAUUUUGACCUCACCGCCGGUUGUUUCGAAAAAAUCAAAGAUUGCUUUCAUGUUUUUGUCGCCUGGUUCCCUCCCACUGGAAAAAUUAUGGGACAACUUUUUCCAAGGUCAUGAAGGCAAGUUCUCAGUUUAUGUGCAUGCAUCCAAGUCUAAACCAGUUCAUGUGAGCCGUUACUUUGUCAACCGGGAUAUACGCAGUGGCCAGGUGGUGUGGGGUAAAAUUUCUAUGGUUGAUGCAGAGAGACGGAUAUUGGCGACUGCCCUUCAAGAUCCUGAUAACCAGCACUUUGUUUUACUUUCUGAUAGCUGUGUACCUCUAUAUCAUUUUGACUAUAUUUACAACUAUCUGAUGCAUACAAAUAUCAGCUAUGUUGACUGCUUUAAGGAUCCUGGUCCUCAUGGGAAUGGGAGGUACUCAGAUCGCAUGUUACCUGAAGUUGAGGUGAAAGACUUUAGAAAGGGUGCACAGUGGUUUUCUAUGAAGCGGCAGCAUGCUGUUAUAGUUAUGGCUGAUUACCUGUAUUACUCAAAAUUUCGGGCUUACUGCCAGCCUGGUUUGGAGGGGAAGAAUUGCAUUGCUGACGAGCAUUACUUGCCAACCUUCUUCCAGAUUGUUGAUCCUGGUGGAAUUGCAAACUGGUCAGUAACCCAUGUUGACUGGUCCGAAAGAAAAUGGCAUCCAAAGUCAUAUAGGGAUCAUGAUGUUACAUAUGAGCUUUUGAAGAAUAUCACGUCCGUUGAUGUUAGUGUACACGUCACCAGUGAUGAGAAGAAAGAAGUGCAAAGUUGGCCUUGCUUAUGGAAUGGGAUUCAGAAGCCAUGUUACCUAUUUGCUAGGAAAUUCACUCCUGAAACACUGGACAAGUUGUUGCAUCUAUUUUCCAAUUAUUCAACACCUUGGACUUGAAUCCUCUUCGGCUAGUUUGAUCGAUUCUUUGGUCAGAUAACUUGUUGCUUUUGGCCUCCAUAUUGGUUUCUCAUAUCACAUGAGAGUUGUAAAUUGCAGCAUUGUUGAGGCUUGAUCGCCUGCCGGCCACAUAUUUUGGGUGCAAGGUAAACUGGCAUUGCUAGGGUGGCCUGAGACAUUGACAGGAGGUUAACGAUAUAGGGUUGCUUCCUCGGGGAUUGUUGGAUGACUGAACUAAUAUUUUCCCUACCAUUUUUGGUUAUAUAAGUUUUAUCUUUAACAUGGUAAAUUUUGGGGGAAUAUUAUCAGCUCAUCUAAUGCUUGUUGAUCUUUGUAAAACUUGCUUAAGUUGAAAAUAUACAACGCCUUACUGUCUCUAUUCAGAAGUUCCUUUCUCCAUUCUUAUGUUUACUUUUUUGAUGUCA